Molecule: messenger RNA, 735 nt
Organism: Cyclocybe aegerita
Lineage: Eukaryota; Fungi; Basidiomycota; Agaricomycetes; Agaricales; Hemipholiotaceae
Source: the annotation of a GenBank genome assembly
AUGAACGGGGCAGAGCUCAAAGUUAAGCUGAACACGGGUGCGUACAUCCCCAUGGUUGGCACCGGCUCGAACCCCACAUCACGUGAAAAUGGAUAUGAAGCACAGACAAAAGAGUGGCUCUUGACAGCUCUCAAGAACGGGUAUCGACACAUCGACACCGCCUUUUCGUAUGGUGCUCUAGAAUACGUCGAAGGGGUUCUCAUGCCCAAGAACGCGGACGGUACCUUCAGAACCACCGAGAGCGUGAAUUUCAACCAGUCCUGGGCCGAAAUGGAAAAGCUCCUCGAAACGGGCAAAGUGAAAGCGAUUGGUGUUAGUAACUUCUCCAUCAAGACUCUCGAAGAGCUCUUCAAGACGGCAAAAAUCACGCCGGCGGUUAAUCAGGUCGAAAUGCAUCCCUACCUGGCUAGGAACGAGCUCAGGAACUACUGUCGCUCGGUCGUUCGAGAGGAUCCUCUGAUUGUGAGCCUCGCGAAGAAGUACGGGGUGACUCCAACACAAAUCAUCCUCGCCUGGCACAUCUCUCGCGGCAAUGUCUUUGUCGCCAAGAGUGAGAACGACGAGAGGCAGAAAGAGAACAUCACAAUUCCGGUAAUCUCAGAGGAAGACUUGGGUAAAAUCUGGCAUCUCGACCGUGGGAUGGGGGUUUGCCCUGUUCCGACCUCGAAGCCGGGGGAGGCUCUUGGGUGGACAUAUGAGCGCCUUGGAUGGGAGCAUUUUCAUCCUAAGGUCUAG